This is a messenger RNA of Diaporthe amygdali, 1098 nucleotides long. RefSeq names its product chitinase 3. NCBI's taxonomy places the organism in Eukaryota, Fungi, Ascomycota, Sordariomycetes, Diaporthales, Diaporthaceae. Gene Ontology annotation, biological process: carbohydrate metabolic process. The record is from RefSeq and is a predicted model, not a curated record. Bases 1 to 1098 code for a protein of 365 amino acids. The transcript is spliced from 2 exons.
AUGAGGCUCUCCGAUUUCUUCAACGCCGCCGCUCUAUUGGCGAGCUUCGGCUCCUCUUUGCCCGUCCAAGAUGCCUCGUCUGUCGCGGUCAAUCCAGAGCUCCCACGGCUCGUCAUCUAUUUCCAGACUACCCACGAUAGUUCCGGGGACCCGAUCUCCAUGCUGCCACUGAUCACCGAAUUAGACAUCGCCCUAACUCACCUCAUUGUCUGCUCCUUUCACAUCAACCUCGGCAGCGAAAUUCAUCUCAACGACUACCCACCAUACUACCCAUUGUUUUCUACGUUAUGGAACGAGACAGUGGUAAUGAGAGAAGCAGGGGUGAAGGUGAUGGGCAUGAUAGGCGGCGCCGCGCCGGGCUCCUUUGACUCAUCCACCCUGGACAGCACGGACGAGGCAACGUUUGAGCUCUACUAUGGGCAGCUGCACGAUGUGAUUGUGCAGUACGGACUGCAGGGCAUGGACCUUGACGUUGAGCAAUAUAUGUCGCAAGCCGGAAUCACCAGGCUAGUCACGCGCUUGCAUGCUGACUUUGGUGAUGAAUUUAUUAUCACACUUGCGCCUGUGGCCUCAGCCUUGACAAAUCAGGGUAACUUGUCUGGGUUCGAUUACAAGGAUCUGGAGGCUGCUUCUGUGACUGCUUCAGGACAAGACAUGAUCGACUUUUACAAUGCACAAUUCUACAGCGGCUUUGGCACAAUGUCGAGUCCUUUAUGGUAUGAAAGAGUGGUCAAGGCUGGGUGGGACCCGAAGGAUAUCGUAGCCGGCCAACUCACCAGCCCAGUCAACGGCGGGGGUUUCACCAGCAUUGCAGACCUGAAUCAGACUGUCAUCGCACUGAAAGAAGAGUAUGGCGUCAUUGGAGGCAUCAUGGGCUGGGAGUACUUCAACAGCGUGCCUGGCGGAACGGCCGCUCCGUGGCAGUGGGCACAGGAGAUGACUGAGAUCUUGAGGCCGGGUUAUAACGUGCAGCUGACGGUGACCGAUGAAACUGCCCAGACUUUGGACACGGCUUGGAAGGAGAGCGUGAUUGAUGCAGAGUCGAACUUUGUGGAACCGAGGCCGAAUGUGGAUUAUUUUGCAAUGGUGAACGCAUAG